Symbiodinium sp. CCMP2592 is the source of this 1809-nucleotide messenger RNA. NCBI's taxonomy places the organism in Eukaryota, Dinophyceae, Suessiales, Symbiodiniaceae. The record is from the annotation of a GenBank genome assembly.
AUGGCCUCAGGUGCAGGCAUCCGGACCACCCCGUCUGGUAAUCUGGAAUUGGCCACGUCCCUGCUAGCUUUCUUCUCCACAUCCGGGGACACGGAUGGAGACCGUUCCAUUGCUUCAGCACUGGCUCCUGUGGCGGCUAGCACCCUAAUUCUCCGGCUGGGACACCGUUCUCGCCCCUUCAAGGAUGGUGGUGGUAAGCCAUCCCCUGGGAGACUCAAGCCGGAAGACAGGGGCAAAUGCAAGUUGGCCUGGCUUGGCCGUUGGAUUGAGAAGACUUUCGGGAAUCGCUCAGGACCCAGGCGCGGGGCUGCCCCUGGCCAGACCAGUCUCUCCUGGACAGCCGUCAUCCUCCAAGCCUUGGUGGAGCUGGCGGAGGACCCGGAACUGGGGAAUGCACCGAGAGACUUGGAGCCCCCGGCUCCCACUACUGCCGACAACUACCCCAGCGCGGAGGUUUUCGAGGACACCAUUGAGAAAACUUUCCUGGAGGAAAAACUCCUCGACAUGGUGGCUGGGCCCCUGUCGGAACAGGAAGCAGCGGACCUCUGCGACUGCUCGGUCGCAGAGCUGUGUGUCGGGGCCAUGGCGGGUAUCCAGGAACUGGACAAGAUCAGGACCAUCUUCGACGCCUCGGUCAUCGGCGUCAAUGACAACAUCAGGGCGAACACUGACAAGAAGACCACAGCCCCGACUCUCUACGACUUGCUCUUCGCUUGGCUCCACCUGGCGUCGAAGGACCUGACCCUCUUCAAGUCGGACGUGAGCAAGGCUCACCGGAGGAUCAAGGUUCUCAAGAAGCACUGGAGAUACAUGGUGGCCAAGAUCAAGAAGAAGUUCUGGGUCAACAAGGUCGGCACCUAUGGUGUCUUCCUGUGGCUCCUGGUCUUUGUUGAUGAUUUCAUGGCGAUUAUGAAAGAGAGCCUUGGAGAACUGGGGGUCAACCGUUGGCUGGGAUACAUGGUGAACAUCUCAGAAGGUUCGGUGUCGCUCCCGGAGGAGAAGUUGGCCAUUCUCCGCCCGGCCUUGUUGAAGUUGGAAUCAGGGGAACUCCAUACCAAAAAGGAGGUCACCUCCUUACUGGGCAAGUUGCAGUGGGUGGCGAAAGCCUACCCGCAGGUGAGCUCCCACCUCCAACCACUUUAUGCUUGGGAACAGAAACUGGAGCGGAAAUGCAGGCCGGGAGACCUUGUACGUUUUCUGGCAACUCUUCUCGUCUCCAUCUUGGACUCUGGCCCCUGCGUCCCUCUACGUCUACAGCAUAACACUCCAUGCUACGGGAGCAGCGAUGCCGGCGAGGACGAUGGCCGAGUGGCGAUUGGUGGCUGGUUCUCGCCCUCUCUCAACCCUACCAAGGCGGAGGUCCUGUGGUUCUCCAUGGAUGUCCUUACCACUCCAUGGGUUCAGCCCCUCCUGGCACACACUUCGCCGAAGCGCCGGAUUGGGGCCCUGGAACUCCUGGGUACCCUUAUCCUUUUCCUUUUGGCUGCGGAGUCCUUGGGACCCAGCAUGAUUGAUGCUCACCUCCCUCUUACUACAGACAAUGAGGGUAACGCAUUUUCUGCCAGCAAGAGAUCUUCGAAGAAGUGGCCUUGCUCGGCGCUUUUAAUGGAGCUCUCCGCCCAGGAGUUCCACAAAGGUGUCUUUGCUCAAGUCACCCAUGUCAAGAGGAGCUCAAACACGUGGGCAGAUCAGCUCACUCACUUUGAUUUCGAGGGAUUCUCCCCCGGAAAUAGGAGGGAUGUUUCCCUUUCCUGGUCUCCAAGUUGGAUGAUCCUGGACAAGCUCCUUGCUUUCAAAUCGGAGCAAUAA